UCUCUUUCUUUGGGGGAGACAAAGACAGUGCAUCGAAGGAAAGGAAGGAAGGGAAAGAGAGAAUGGAACGUUGCUUGCGUCCUUCAUCUUGCGGGCACCCCAUUUCCUUUCCCUGCAAGAAGCCUCUCUUUCUUGCGCGUUCGACCUUCCUCGCAUGUUGAUCAAAACCAUUCCUAUAUCGGUUUAGCUUUUCGCAAGCUGCUUCUCUCUCGCUCUCUCUCGCUGACUCUCUCUCCCGUACAUUCAUUGGAGUACAGAGCAUGGGAAUAUGAGGAUGAAAUAGUUUAAGCAAAAUGAAGAUGGGUCGCCAUUCCAGAAUUCAGAUGUGUGAGGGAACUCAUUAAGGUUUUAUCUAUUUCAAGUUGGUUUAGAAGGUUCUGCUUGAAUCUAGAAGAUCUGUUUGUGGGAAACAGCUUUUUAGGGAUGGGGGACCAUUUCGUGUUGCUCGUGAAUCGGUUAACUACUGACGCUACCUUAGAAGCUGCUAUUGAGAGUGAGGACAGGAUUCGGCAGGUGUUGAUGUCUCCAAAUAAAGAAUCUACAGCUGAUACGAACAUGACAAUCCUCUCCACUCCGAGGGAGUUGGUGCAGUGUAGGAUUUGCCAUGAUGAGGAUGAAAACUCAAAUAUGGAAACACCGUGUGCGUGCUGCGGUAGGUUAAAGUAUGCUCACCGCAACUGUGUCCAGAGAUGGUGCAGCGCGAAGGGUGACACCACCUGUGAGAUUUGCCGCCAGCAAUUCACACCUAACUAUACAGCACCACCUCCUCUAUUCCCGCAUCGAAGUCUUCCGUUGAGCUUCAGGGAUACUUGGGGAAUUACCAGAAGGGAUCUGCUCGACCCACGAUCCAUAGCAAUGGUUUCUUCUGAUAAUGAUUUUUCAGAUACUGACUUUGAGGAUUACUCAACUACAUCUCCUGGGGGGUUGAUGUGCUUCCGCAUAGUUACCAUAAUUUUUAUGGUUCUUCUAGUCCUGAAGCACACUUUACCAAUUGUGCUUAUUGGAGCCGGAGAUUACUCGCUGACAUUGUUCACGUUACUUGUGUUCAUUAUGGUCAAAGCAUUUUCUGCCAUCCAGCGGCGCCAUCAACAGGUUCCUCACUUGUUGCUGGAGACGACUGAUCAAGAAAACGAGUUGCCACUGAUGCAGCCUCUCCCAAGAUUCAUCCACGUCCAAUGAUAACAGCGGCUACCUCUCUCGGUUGAAAUGAGGAGAAGAAACUGCUGGUAAUAGCGCGGCUGUCGAAUAUUACCGUUGAGAUUCUGAAGAUACCCUGUCACGGCCGCAGAAUCCUUGGAUUCAAGAGUGAGAGCAGCGGAGGUUCGGAUAAAAACAUACUGGGGAAAUCAUCUCCAUUACAGAAGAAUGUAAAUAUUAUGUCCCUCUCCCUGCUGUCUACUCUACUGUUGAAUGUGCUAAUGAACUCAACGCUGACAUUAAGCAGGAAACUCAAUCAAGAACACUAAAUUUGCAAA
Messenger RNA from Syzygium oleosum, 1475 nucleotides. RefSeq lists its product as uncharacterized. Gene Ontology annotation, biological process: protein ubiquitination. The coding region runs from base 424 to 1179 and encodes 251 amino acids. The record is from RefSeq and is a predicted model, not a curated record. Gene Ontology annotation, cellular component: membrane. Gene Ontology annotation, molecular function: ubiquitin-protein transferase activity; zinc ion binding. Lineage: Eukaryota; Viridiplantae; Streptophyta; Magnoliopsida; Myrtales; Myrtaceae. The transcript is spliced from 9 exons.